Gossypium raimondii (Peruvian cotton) is the source of this 1867-nucleotide messenger RNA. RefSeq lists its product as uncharacterized. NCBI's taxonomy places the organism in Eukaryota, Viridiplantae, Streptophyta, Magnoliopsida, Malvales, Malvaceae. The coding region runs from base 1 to 1689 and encodes 562 amino acids. The transcript has 16 exons. The record is from RefSeq and is a predicted model, not a curated record.
AUGUGGCGGCGGAGCUUCGGUACCGGCAGUCACGCGGUGGACGCUCUGAAAGAGAAGAAGUGGGACGCGCUCGUGAUCGGAGGUGGCCAUAACGGUUUGACGGCAGCGGCUUACUUAGCUCGCGGCGGUCUCUCUGUUGCCGUGCUCGAGAGACGCCACGUUAUCGGUGGAGCGGCGGUGACUGAAGAACUGAUCCCUGGCUUUAAGUUCUCUCGAUGCAGUUACCUCCAGAGCCUCCUCCGUCCCUCCGUUAUCAGUGAACUAGAGUUAGCGAGACAUGGUUUGAAGUUGUUGAAGAGGAAUCCAUCAUCGUUUACGCCUUGUUUGGAUGGGCGAUAUCUUUUGUUAGGGCCUACUAAAGUGCUUAAUCAUAGGGAGAUCUCCAAGUUCUCCAAACGAGAUGCCGAUGCUUAUCCGAAAUAUGAGAGUCAAUUAGAGAGAUUCUGUACACUCAUGGAUCCACUUUUGGAUUCAUCGCCUCCUGAAUCUUUGCAAGGUAUUUCAUCUCUCCAAGAUCGUCUCAAGAAUAAAGUACACAACUCGGUAUUUUGGACUCGUUUGCUGCACCAGGCUGCUUCCCUGGGGCAGAAAGACAUGGUGGAUUUUAUGGAUCUUUUAUUGUCCCCAGCUUCGAAGGUUUUGAAUAACUGGUUUGAGACAGAUGUUCUGAAGGCAACCCUUGCAACAGAUGCUGUGAUAGGGAGUAUGGCCAGUGUCAACACACCAGGGAGUGGAUAUGUACUGCUGCAUCAUGUGAUGGGAGAAACUGAUGGUGAUCGUGGAAUUUGGUCAUAUGUUGAAGGUGGAAUGGGGUCGGUAUCCAUGGCUAUUGGCAAUGCUGCCCGGGAAGCUGGGGCUCAUAUUGUCACAAGUGCAGGGGUUUCACAGCUGAUAGUGGAUGACUCGGGCAAAGCAAAUGGGGUGUUGCUGGCUGAUGGAACGGUGGUGCAGUCUUCAAACAUUUUAUCAAAUGCAACACCUUACAAAACUUUCAUGGAAUUGGUGCCACAAAAUGUUCUUCCUGAUGAUUUCACACGUUCUAUUAAGUAUUCUGAUUACAGUUCUGGAACUACCAAAAUAAACGUAGCUGUUGAUAAGUUGCCUGAUUUCCAUUGUUGCAAGUCAAUUGAUGGUCUUCAGUACAAUGGUACCAUUCAUAUCGGUUCUGAGAGCAUGGAGGAGAUUGAUUCAGCUUGUCAAGAUGCAGUCAAUGGAUUGCCAUCAAGAAGGCCAGUCAUUGAAAUGACAAUUCCAUCCAUACUGGACAAGACGAUUUCUCCACCUGGUAAGCAUGUCAUCAACUUGUUCAUCCAAUAUACCCCUUAUAAUCCAUCCAACGGCUGCUGGGAUGAUCCUGUUUACAGGGAAUCAUUUGCACAAAGAUGUUUCAACUUGAUUGAUGAAUAUGCACCGGGUUUCAGCUCGUCGGUCAUUGGCUACGACAUGCUAACUCCUCCGGACCUUGAAAGGGAAAUUGGCUUGACAGGAGGAAAUAUCUUUCAUGGUGCUAUGGGAUUAGAUUCGCUUUUCCUCAUGCGACCUGUUAAAGGAUGGUCGAAUUAUAGGACUCCAUUACCAGGUCUUUACUUGUGCGGGAGUGGUGCCCAUCCAGGCGGUGGUGUGAUGGGUGCACCCGGCCGCAAUGCAGCAAAGCUGGUUCUUGAAGAUUUCAAGAAAAAAAUGAACUGAUUUUCAGAAAAAAUGAAAAUCAAGAUCAGCUCUGCUUUUUUAGUUAUGCUUUGGGAAAUGAUAUCCUUUCAUCUUUAGUCCUUCACGUAAAUUGUUUUUUAUUUAUGACUACAAUGCCUGAUUGAUUAUUACUAAUUAUUACUAUCUAAUACUAGUUAACUAAACAAAUUAAUUAUAA